Messenger RNA from Serpula lacrymans var. lacrymans S7.9, 1224 nucleotides. RefSeq lists its product as uncharacterized. NCBI's taxonomy places the organism in Eukaryota, Fungi, Basidiomycota, Agaricomycetes, Boletales, Serpulaceae. Gene Ontology annotation, cellular component: plasma membrane. Bases 178 to 1119 code for a protein of 313 amino acids. The record is from RefSeq and is a predicted model, not a curated record. The transcript has 5 exons.
GGGAGAAACGUGUUCAGAUUUUACCAUAUUGUCGCAGCACCGUAGAACUACCACUCACCAGACACGCCUCUUUUUCCCCGUGCCCUCAUACCGUUUAAAUAUCCUAGACAUCACCAACAAGCUCUCUAAUAAACAAUUGGACAAAGACAUACCAUAGUACACCAGUAGUUAGCCAAUAUGAUAAUCCCUCUCCACCGACAACAUUGGGCCUACGUUUGGAUUCCAGUAUUUGGUGCUUUCAUUUGGUUUGGCACUCUGUUGGCAAUGCUCAUCACCUAUCUCGCCCAGGGCCGCCCGCAGUAUGUCACUCAGCAGGGAAAAGUUGCCUACAUAUCCGACGUUGGCGCCUCCUUCCUGAAACCACUCUUCGUAGUCUGCUGCUGCAUCACAGGCACCUCUUUCUUUCUCUCCCUUUGCGUCGAGAGAUGGCUCAGACAUUCUGGAAGACUUAUUCCAGAUAUGCGUCGACGUGAAAGAACGCUGGGUAUUCUUGCCAUCAUAGGGUCCUUCAUCGGCAUGUGGGGUCUCAUCCUGCUUUCGGGCUUUGAUACAAAGCGCUAUCCAAGCCUACAUAGAGCAUUUUUGUUGGUUUUCAUGAUUGGUGUCGCCCUUAGCGCCAUUUUUACAAUCACGGAGUAUCGAUGGAUCAGCAAAGACUUCAUAGAGAUCCGCAAAUUGAAACACGCGUACAUCGCCAAAGCCUUAAUCGCGGGCAUCCUUAUUUUGCUUGCUAUUGCUUUUGGAAUAACUCUUUAUUAUGUCCCAGAUGUAGGAGCCAUUCUUGAAUGGACCAUUUCAUUUGGCUUCACGCUAUACCUCCUCACAUACUACUACGACUUACGGAUGGCAAAAGGCAUAGAAAAGGGACAAUAUAACAAGAAUAUGCUAGCGAUGGGGCCUACCACAAAUGGGCCGGGUACAGCACAAGGAGAGGUACCGGUAUACGGGAAUGGCGGAGGCACGUUUAGCCCUACGGAAGGCUACAGGAAUGGCUUCGGGAAUGGAGAUGGAAGCCUCAAUGGAAAUCACCCCUUAAGAAAUGAUGCCGUAAAUGCUGGGAUUAGCAAUGGCACAGGGUAUGGAGCGAACAUGCAGGGCCCUGGCAUGCGUCAACUAUAAGAUUUGCUGAAGGAAGGACUAGACUCUGCGACAGGACUUACUGACUUGUUUAAUACUUACGUAGCAUGAUCAUACUGAAUAUUGAGACUUUUCAUUGGAUCCAAA